Molecule: messenger RNA, 4107 nt
Organism: Elaeis guineensis (African oil palm)
Lineage: Eukaryota; Viridiplantae; Streptophyta; Magnoliopsida; Arecales; Arecaceae
Source: RefSeq, a predicted model, not a curated record
AGAAAACAAUGCAAGAAACAUGGAAAGGCCCCUUGGAUGGAUGAUCCUAAUUAUCCUCCAUCUCCUGAUCUGAGAUGUAGAGGGCCAGCAUCAGGUCUCGUCCUUCCAAAAGCUCUCAGAAAGGAGAAACCCCACAAGCAUACAAGCCACGGCCACUUGCUUUUUCACAACAAGCUGCUCUUUCUUUACCGUAAGCCUUACGCAGCUCACCAGCUGACAUCUUCUAUCAUUUCCAACCCACUCCCUCCCAUCAAUUUUCUCGUCUUUUAAUCGGAUCUACGUUGCAGUGCAUCUUUUUUAUUCCAGAGAAGCUUCUUAACGUUUCAACUUCGUGUUAUCCAACAAUAUAGAGACUGCUACUGAUAGUGGAGUUCCUUAGAUCUGCUUGCUUUCUGUCUUCUCUCACCAAGCUUCCAUAUUCCCUUCCGCAGGUGUUCGGUGGUGUUUAAUAUCUGAACUCCAACAACUUCCAAUACACCCUCUAUCCUCUGCCACAAAGUUCUGUCUCUCUCUUGUUUUUUCUCUGGGUGAAGCGAGAAGGAUAAAAAAAAGGCCGUUUCAGCCCUCUUAGUUUCUGUCUGUUGUUGUUGUAAUGCUGAGUGAUUUACGGAAGGGGAUGUGGUAAUUUUCCUGCAUUGCGAUGCCAGAGGCCGACCGGAGAGAGAUUUCAGCUUGGCUGCAAUCAUGAAGAACUGAGAAGUUGAUCGAAGAUGUUUAAGGUGGCGAGAUGGCGGAGCGAGAAGAACAAGAUCAAAGCUGUGUUCAAAUUCCAGUUCCAGGCAACCCAGGUACCGCGGGCUGGAUGGGAGAUGAUCAUGGUAACCUUGGUUCCUGUAGAUACUGGAAGACCAACUGCGAAAUCAGAGAAGGUUGCGGUGAUUGACGGAACCUGUCGCUGGGCAAAUCCAAUCUAUGAAACAGUGAUAUUAGUCCGAGAUCCAAAAACUGGAAGGAUCAAUGAGAGAGUUUACCGGUUUCUUGUCUCAACAACGGGAUCAACCAAAGCUGAAGUCCUGGGAGAAGUCGCCAUCAAUAUAGCAGAUUACGCUGAAGUGUUUAAGCCCUCCUCUGUUUCUCUUCCCCUGAAGGCAUCAAACAUAGGAGCUAUACUGCAUGUUACGGUGCACAGAUUGCAGGGUGAUGGCAAGGGAAGGGAAAGUAGUGAAAGCGGAGAUACAACAGUCGGACAGCAACAAAAAACAUUUCUGAGUCAGUUAAGCAAGUGCGACGAAGAGGAACUCACCAAUGCUAUUGAUGGCACAAAGGGCAUCAAGUCUGUGGAAGACACCUCACUAAUAAAUAGCCGAGGACAACAAAAAUUCUCAUCCAGCAGAAACUUGCCACUUCCUGAUGAUUCAAAUGACAACCUCAGUAAAUCUCACAGCUUUGUCGCUAGAUCAACAUCAGACUCAGAUGCUGGUUCAGUAUAUACAGCAAAAGAAAAUGGAUUCAGUCAUAACAACAUCCAUCAGGACUCGCCUGGCUUGCUGUCACUUCUCGGCAACAGUGAUACUCCUCAAAAGCUGAUGACCAGCUCGACUGACUGGUCUGGAACUUCAGCUCCAGAUGGAAGCACUGAUGGGUCGACAAACAGUUCAGAAGAGGCUGGGCUGAGAGAAAGAUUGCAGGACCCAGAUGAAACCCUUGAAAAACUAAGGAAUGAUAUUGUUUCUUUGACAAGAAAGGCAGAAAUAUCAGAGAUGGAACUGCAGACUCUCAGAAAGCAAAUUGUUAAGGAGAGCAGGCGAGGACAAGAUCUUUCAAGAGAAAUAAGUAGCCUAAAAGAUGACAGGGAUGCACUCAGAAUUGAAUGUGAAGAACUCAAGCUCUCACAGAAAAUAACAAUUGAUGAUAAAAAUGUUAUACAUAAGUUACAACCUGAUGGAGAAGAUCCAUGUUCAAUGCUUGAAGAAAUUAAGAAAGAGCUGAAUCAUGAGAAAAAUAUGAAUGCAAAUCUCCACUUGCAACUACAGAAGACACAAGAGGCUAACUCUGAGCUGUUACUCGCUGUCAGAGAUCUGGAUGAACUGUUGGAACAGAAAAACAGGGAAAUCUCAUCUGGCAAAUGCAGCAAAGUGGAUCUUAAGGAGGAAAUCAAUGGGCACUUCCAAAAAUUGGAAUUUGGAAACAGAUUCUCACAUCUGCACAAUCCCGAACAUAGACAAGGGAUACACAAACAAACCUCUGAACAAGAUAGAGAAGAGCAGUAUGGAUUGGAUGUAUUAGUAAAGGAGGGGGAUGAUAAGAAAGUGGCAAUUUCACUAGAGAAGAAGAUCAUAGACCUCAACAGUGAAGUAGAGUUGUUCAAGAAAGAUCGUGAAGACCUGGAAAUGCAAAUGGAACAGCUUGCUCUGGAAUAUGAGAUCUUGAAACAGGAAAACCAUGACAUAUCUUCAAAGCUGGAACAAACACAGCUGCGAGAACAACUCAGGAUGCAGUAUGAAUGUUCAGCACACUUAGCCACUAUCAAUGACCUUGAAGCCCAUGUAGAAAGUUUGGAGAAAGAACUUCAGAGUCAGGCCGAAGCAUUUGAAGCAGAUAUAGAAACUAUAACACUAGCCAAGGCAGAGCAAGAGAAAAGAGCCAUAAAAGCUGAAGAGGCAUUGAGGAAGACGAGAUGGAACACUGCCAGCACUGCUGAACGGCUCCAAGUAGAAUUUAGAAGGCUUUCUGAACAAAUGGCAUCUACAUUUCAUGCAAAUGAGAAAUUAAACAUGCAAAGACUAAAUGAAGCUAGGGAACUGCAUUUGCAAAAAAACCACAUUGAAGAACUAUUAAAGAGAACAAAUGAAGAGCUUGUAUUAGUAAAAGGCCAGUACUGCAUUAAAACGCAGCAGCUACUAAGCCUGAUAGGUUUCAAAUCCAAGGAAACUGAUAGGCUACUCCUGGAACUCAAAGAUAAACGUGAGGAGCUUGAGAAGCAAAAGAAACAAGAUGAAGUGAGGACAAAUGCUUCCUCAGAAGAAAAGCUGUUGCUCACAGCUGAGAUUGAAAAGCUUCAGAGAGAGAAAAAUCUUCUUACUGAACAGAUGGAACAGAGAGAAAAAUGGGUAGCCGGGAUGGAACAAUUGAAGACAUCAACUGAAGUAAAUGAGAAGCUACUGCAAAACAACAAUUUGGAACAAGAUGCGCUUGCUAGAGAAAUCACAUCAUUGAAGGAGGAAGUAAAUAAUUCGGUGGCAAAAUUGAAUGAACUGAGGCAAGUAAGGGAUGAAAAACAGACAAUGAUCGGAAUGAUGAAAUCAGAAAUAGAAACCCUUAAAGCACACAUCAGUGACUUGAAAGCUCCCUUGACUGAGGAUCUGGAAAAGGUGAACCUGAUGAAACAAAUUUCUGACUUAAGGAGUGACCUUCAGAAGAAGGAAGACAUGAUUACCAGUAUGGAGAGAACACUUGAGGACAGCAAUGUGGCAGCAAAUGCAAACAGUGAUCUCUCAAACAAACAGACUGGAAACAUGCCUGAAGAUGAGAAGGUCAUACCAACAAAUAUUGAAGGUUUCAACAUUGCCCAAAUACAGAAGGGAAAGCAUUAUGCUAAGAACUUGAAGUCUGUUAGCACCAACAAUGUUGAAAACAAUGAGCAUCAUGAUCAAUACCCCAGGAUAGGAGAUAAAAAAUGUAUGCAUGAAAUAAAUGGUGCCGGUAAAGAACUAGUCAUAAGCAACAACGGAGCUAAUUCCGAGAUAGAAGGAAGCUUUGUUUCCUGUACCUGUGAAGGGCACAGGAUAGCCGAAACAUUAAGUGAAAUGGCAGCACUGAAAAAACGAAAUCAAGUAAUGGAAGCUGAGCUAAAAGAAAUGCAGGAAAGAUAUUCUGACAUAAGUCUCAAGUUCGCAGAAGUAGAAGGUGAAAGGCAACAGCUUGUGAAAACAAUCCGGACUCUAAAAAGUGCUUUGAAGAAUUAGCAUUGUUCAAUUUAGUACGUGAGAUUGAGUUUUCUGUAUAGGGAAGCAACGGGAUGCUCUGGACGGAAGAUCCAGGACUUGCAAGGCCAUUAGGAGUUGCAGGAGAUGUAUAGCUUGUACAUCCAUAUAUACUUUUUCUUUUCCAUUUGGAUGCUACAUUUGCUUUUUCUGUUGAAAGAUGUGCAAAGUUUCAGUUAAAUUU